This is a messenger RNA of Carassius gibelio (silver crucian carp), 4259 nucleotides long. Its product is annotated as protein Wnt-5b-like. Lineage: Eukaryota; Metazoa; Chordata; Actinopteri; Cypriniformes; Cyprinidae. The record is from RefSeq and is a predicted model, not a curated record. Gene Ontology annotation, cellular component: extracellular region. Bases 765 to 1856 code for a protein of 363 amino acids. The transcript has 5 exons. Gene Ontology annotation, biological process: neuron differentiation; multicellular organism development; canonical Wnt signaling pathway. Gene Ontology annotation, molecular function: frizzled binding; cytokine activity.
CCCCCCUGCCUGCGGACUGAAGCAGUCGCUAGAGUUUCUUCGUCGUCUGCUUUUAGUGCUUUCUGUAAGCAGCAGGGUUUAAGGUUAAAAGCCCGAGCAGCCUCUAGAAAGAAAAGAGGGGGGAAGUUUGAAAAGGUUUCCGUGUCUCCUGCGCAAAAAAGAGGAUUUAAUGCCGAACUGAAGUUCUGAGCGCAAAAAGUUGUGAAUGCAUAAGCUCUGUGAGGUGGACUGAUUGACUCCAGACUGCUUUGCUUACUAAUUUCUCUAAUAAGAAGGAAAAGGCUUCGCUGCUGUUGCGCACCGCACGCGCAGCGCGUUUGUUUGCGCUCUUGUCAAGUUAUAGAAUGUUUAAUUGACACCUGUUGCGUGACGUCCUAAUGCUCUGUAGCCCGGUAAGUGUAUCAAAACUUUAAAAACUUGGACUCGAGUGAUUUUCGGGGGACUUUUUUUUUCCUUCUUCUUCAGUGGACAGCGCCGGACUGUUUUGGAGUAUGUUCUUGAAGUGAAUGAAACACAGAGAAGCACUGGAAACGCAAAUGCCAAGUUGAAUUGAUCGGAGUUGGAAUUGUUUCAUAUUGACAGAAGUAACUCCUACUUUGUAUGCGCUUCGAAAGAACAUCACGUAGUGCAGAAGACCAAGUUCAGCUGUCAGGACUUCAGCUCUGGAACUUUGGAGGAACUUUUGGAGACCUGCACUGAACGGAUAGAUCGAGAUCUGCAAACGAAGGAGGCUCUUCACGUUUCCAUUUCUUGGACGAGAAAGGAUGGAUGUGAGAAGGACCCAAGGACACCUACUUUUGGCAGUGGCCCUCAUCGUCUGCAACUCUCAGCUGCUGGUGGUCGCCCACUCAUGGUGGUCAUUAGCCAUGAACCCCAUCCAGAGACCGGAGAUGUACAUUAUUGGAGCACAGCCUCUGUGCAGCCAGCUGACGGGCCUGUCUCAGGGUCAGAGGAAGCUCUGCCAGCUCUAUCAGGACCAUAUGGUUUAUAUCGGAGAGGGUGCAAAGACAGGCAUCAAGGAGUGUCAGUAUCAGUUCAGGCAGAGGCGAUGGAACUGUAGCACUGUGGACAACACAUCUGUGUUCGGCCGAGUCAUGCAGAUAGGCAGCAGAGAAACAGCUUUUACUUAUGCCAUCAGCGCAGCGGGUGUCGUGAAUGCGGUGAGUCGGGCGUGCCGUGAGGGUGAGCUUUCCACCUGCGGCUGCAGCCGAGCAGCUCGUCCCAAAGACCUCCCGAGAGACUGGCUAUGGGGCGGCUGUGGGGACAAUGUCAACUAUGGCUACCGUUUCGCCAAGGAGUUUGUGGACGCCCGCGAGCGCGAGAAAAACUACCCGCGUGGAUCUGUCGAACAGGCACGCACGCUUAUGAACCUACAGAACAAUGAAGCCGGGAGAAUGGCAGUGUACAAUCUGGCCAAUGUUGCAUGCAAGUGUCACGGUGUCUCCGGUUCGUGCAGUCUGAAAACUUGUUGGCUCCAGCUGGCUGACUUCCGUCGAGUGGGAGAGUUCCUGAAAGAGAAAUACGACAGCGCCGCUGCCAUGCGCGUCAGCCGACGAGGCAAACUGGAGCUGGUCAACAACCGAUUUAACCCCCCGAUGAAUGAGGACCUAGUGUACAUUGACCCCAGCCCAGACUACUGCCUGCGUAACGAGACCACCGGCUCUCUGGGCACCCAGGGCCGCCUGUGCAACAAGACCUCAGAGGGCAUGGACGGUUGCGAGCUCAUGUGCUGCGGUCGCGGUUACGACCAGUUCAAGACCUACAAACACGAGCGCUGCCACUGCAAGUUUCACUGGUGCUGCUACGUCAAGUGCAAGCGCUGCACGUCGCUCGUAGACCAGUUUGUGUGCAAGUAGCAGCCUAGGGACGGGACAGACGCCCUGGAGAGGCACUGAGCAAUUAGCGGGAGAAGAACGGGACCCUUAACAGACCCAGAGGGGGAACUUAGAGAUAAUUAAAUGUAAAAUGAUUUAUUAAAUAGCAAGAAAUUAAAGUAUAUAAAUAAUUGUACGUGUGCCAUUGAUAGUAAUUUAAUGACUUUUCCUGACUCAAGAAUAAAAAGUUGGACGUCAUUGAUGAAAAGGAGGCACCGGUGAUGUUUUCUGGCUCAAGCUGUUGUUCUCUUGAUUUUUGAAUUCAGAGCAGCACAAACUCUUUGCUUGUUCUAAAAAGAAGAGCCUACAGACUCUUUAGAGACUCGAAAAAAGGGAGAGAGGCAGAAAGAGUACAGAGAACAACGGCUCAUCGCCCAUUGUCUUUUCCAGACCUUCGGUCCACCGCUGAUUGACCUCCAAAAACACACUCCACCUUGCCAAUAUCAGAGCUCUUAAGAAUUGUGGAAUUAUCGGACAUUGUGUUCCAUGAUGAUAUGACAAGAACAGAAUACUGCCUGUUACCCGUCACACAAACAUCUCUGCUAAGAGAUGCUUGAAAGAUGAAACCAUAAAUGAGUAGGAAUGUUUUUACCUGAAUUGGAGCAACACACACACCUUUUAUCCCUUGUUAUUCUACCAAAAUCAUUUGAUUAGUAUCUUUCAUAUAGGCUUUCAAAAAUCUGUUAUGAACCUUUGAUGCAUUUCAGAGGCUUCUAUAGCCUACAUCAUAUCUUGAAAUAACAUCUAAUCUAGAACAGAGAAUAUUGUGUUGGUUCUGUCAAUGUCUUUGUCAUUGUUGGUUGAAACGGUUCAAAGCCUCCUGGAAUAAAUGUGUGUCUGGUGAAUGAAAAUAGGUUGAAAAAAAAUCAAGGCUACAUAAGGACUGCAAAAACUAUUAUUGUAACCAAAUACUAGUGGUUCAGAUUAUAUUUUAUGAAUUCCUUCUCAUUUUAUACAUCAUAUGUAUUGUUCUGAUUACUAUUUUUUGAUAAAGAUGCUUUUAACUGGGAAUUGAUAUGCUAACAGAGAAGAUAUUACUGGCCACUGGAUGGAACGGGCGAUCAUAGCCACAGAACAAGAAUAAGACAAAAAUAUAUUUUGUUAAUUCCUGAGUGUUGUAGAGGAAAACUACACUUGUAAAUAACAGUCAGUCAGUCAUGUAUGCCAUUAACACUUACAAUCUCUUUGACCUGUCACUCCACUGUUUGUUUGCUGCCCUGUGCUUGUUGUGUGUAUUCCCCCUCAUUCAAACCAGUAAUAUUAAAAAUAUAAAUAGUGACUAUUAUUACCUUUUCUGCUGCUUUACUUCUAUUUAACCUUCUGUGUUUGUUCUGUUUGCUUUGUGGAACGAUUUAGAAACAUUUAUGACCAGGGUUAUAGAUAUGUACUUAUAUCUAUAAGUCAUUAAAAUGCUGCUCAUUUGAUCUGUUCUACUGAUACAGUCAAACAUUUUUGGUAUCAAACAUUAUCUAUGUGUUAUAGAUGAAAUAUAAUGUAACCUUUAUGCAACACUCACACUUGAUGUUUUUCAUACAGGUAGAGACCACCUGAUCAGUUCGAGUAGUGCUGUAUUUAAUUUUUUUGACAGUAAUGAAAAUGAGGCUGUGAGGGUUAACGGAUUGUACUGCCGUUUAACAGCAUACUGAUUCAGUAUUCAGCUGAUGAAACAUCUGUUUUAAAUGUUGUAAAAAUGAUGUGAUCUAGGACCUUUAUACAGUGUGUGCCUUUGUAAAGACUCCGAGUCUAUCCAUCACAACUUUGUAUUUAAUAUGCAUGGUCUAUGUUGCUCAACUUGUGUUUUUUGGAGAGAAGUCGCAGGGUGGGGUUGGCACUUGCUUUUCUAACCAAACAAAAACAUCUCAAUUCAGAUUCUGGUUCCUUGGUUCACACCCUCCUUUUCACUGGUCCGCACUAGUUUCACUGCUGCCAAUUGUCGCAUUAUUAGCAAAUCAGCUUUUGUUAUGCAAUUAGUAGACACUGGCACAAACUAUACUGUGUGGACCGCAUGAAGGUUGGGAGAGUUUCCAGUGACUCUGGCUCAAUACCAGGGACAAAAAGUAUUGACGGGUGCAGAUCUUUAUGCAUGCCCUCUAACAUCUGUUUUGCAAUUAGGUGAGGCCGUUUUGUUUUUGGAUGGUUAUCAGCAUCAUUUAAUGUUGUGGCAGAACAUCGAGGCUUAUGUUCCACUUAUCUGGUUUCCCAUUGGGUUUUAAUGGUCAAGUGAUAAACAAUGACCUGAGCUGGUUUAGACAAGAAAUUCUCCAGAAAGCGCACAUAGGCCAAAACACAACAGGAAACGUAAACACAUACAGCCAGAGACCUCUAUCGAAACAAGUGCUUACUUUUUGCAUUUUUCCUGCUUCGUUUUACUGAAUAAAUAUAAAU